UUAGGAUAUCAAACACAUCUAGACCGCUAGUGGUGAAAAGCAAAGCAUUGAUAAUCAAUUUUUUGUUUUGUUUUCACUUUCGCCCAAGCGUUUAACGAAUUUGUUAUAAAUACCAACAAACAUCAACAGAAAAUAUCAAAUCAGAUUUUCCUUGAAGGCAGCCUGGCUAAAUAAGUUCUCAUUUUUAAGAUGGAGUACACUGCGAACACGCUGAAUGAAGUUGAUGCUAUCAAAAGUGAUCUGACUCUCAUCAAACAUCAGGACGAGAUCUUGAUGCAGAACCUUUUACAGAUCAGCAAGACCAUCCAAAAAGCAGCCUCUGCCUGUAGACCAGUUCCACGACUAGUCUUAGGUCGAACAUACAUCUGCAGGCACGGCCACACUAACUGUCUAGGACACCAUGGACCGGAGAGCCACAUUCCUCUCAAGAAAACAAGAACCACACAACGGAAUGUGUCCGAGUCUCUGAAAAAUCUUAAAGACAUCACAAGCUCGAUCGAGGAUAUGAGUUUCAGUGACGUUUCAGAUUUCUCAUCGUCGGAUACUGACUGAGCUUUGAUCUUAUCAGAGGUAGUGUGUCCGGACUCCAACCAGUCCUAGCAGUCGAGAUCUGUCAUUUGUUCUCCUAUGCUAAACUGCAUACCUGACGAGGAAAGUUCACAAAGGCAGGGGUUGAAAAUCUGUCACGAGCAAUCUAGUACACUAAGGAAAACGACAAAAUUAACAGUCCUUUUGUCCAUUUGUUGUGCAUUACCAGACUCUCUGAAGUUUGAACUCAAUGCAUAGAUCAACAGCAAGUGAAAUCAAAAGUUGAAAUAAUGUUACAUAUUAUAAUCAAUGUUUCAACUAACUGCAUUUUAAGAAUGAAAUGCAUGUAUAUAUACAUUCAAUCUGUUUAAUCGAAUAAACCACGAUUGUAUAA
Messenger RNA from Ostrea edulis (European flat oyster), 922 nucleotides. RefSeq lists its product as uncharacterized. NCBI's taxonomy places the organism in Eukaryota, Metazoa, Mollusca, Bivalvia, Ostreida, Ostreidae. The coding region runs from base 190 to 552 and encodes 120 amino acids. The transcript has 3 exons. The record is from RefSeq and is a predicted model, not a curated record.